This is a messenger RNA of Aspergillus fijiensis CBS 313.89, 1014 nucleotides long. RefSeq lists its product as uncharacterized. Gene Ontology annotation, biological process: protein insertion into mitochondrial outer membrane; mitochondrial outer membrane translocase complex assembly. Gene Ontology annotation, cellular component: mitochondrial outer membrane. Lineage: Eukaryota; Fungi; Ascomycota; Eurotiomycetes; Eurotiales; Aspergillaceae. The transcript has 2 exons. The record is from RefSeq and is a predicted model, not a curated record. The coding region runs from base 297 to 671 and encodes 124 amino acids.
CCGAGCUCCAAGCCUUAUCCGCUGCUAUCCUUCGGAUACCUUGCUGUACCUUCACAUUCGACCAAAGUUGGCUCAUGCUGAAUUCCUUGCUCAGGCGGUAGGCAGGCCACUGCUUGAUUGCGAAGAUUCCCGAUUGACACCAUUCCAUCCCUCUCUUCACCACUGCCAUCACCUCCGACGAUACCAAUAAACACCCAACACCCACUUCAUCCCCGCAUCUUUCCUCGAGACUACGCAACCUGCUACCUAGUACUCUAUACUUUGGGAAUAACCACACCGACCCUCCCACCGUCAAAAUGUCUGCCUCGCCCUCCGCCUCCAACCCUUCCCUCACCACCUCCGCCUACAUGGUCUCCUCCCGCGACCGAUCCUACUCCUCCGCCUCCGACGACGACAUCGCCUCUCUCCCCUCCGAAAGUACCUCCGUCUCCGACCUCGAUACCCUCUCAGAUUACUCCGACGCGGAGGAGGAAUGGCGCGAAAGUCUGGAGCAGUUAGAGAUGCUUCUGACCAUGGUGUUCGUUCCGUUCGUGGGGAAGUAUCUGGGCCGGAAAUGCGCUUAUUGGAGUUGGACGAGAUUCAUGGAGUGGAAGUACCCCGUUGAGGUGGUCGUAAGCAACAAGGCUGCCUUCAAGGGAGCCGGGGCUGUGGGGGCUCUCUCCCCUCUAUAAGCGAUAGUGGAAACAAAAGGGGAGGGGUUUAUAUAUGGGAAGGGAUUCUCGCGCUGUCUAUAUCCGAGGGUCUAUACCGUUGCAGCAUCCUAUUCUUGUAGUGAAAGGAGUUUCGCGAUGGUAUCAGGCGAACCUUUUCCCUUUUCUCGGAGCAGCCCCUCAGAUGCUUUUUGAGGGGCUUGGUCACUUGGAUAUAUCUUGCGCCUCCAAAAAAUGUCCAGUGAAUAGGAGAUUUUCCUCUGGAGAUAACAGGUCUGAUCUCUGGUGUUGAGUUCAUAGCAUAGCAUAUUUGUUUGUUUAUUUAGAAAGGUAUACCCCAAAUAUCAGCCUUACUUAGGGCUUA